Molecule: messenger RNA, 1506 nt
Organism: Cylicocyclus nassatus
Lineage: Eukaryota; Metazoa; Nematoda; Chromadorea; Rhabditida; Strongylidae
Source: the annotation of a GenBank genome assembly
AUGCGGCAGCAGGUGACGACAGCCGUGCUGCUGUUCGCCUUCGUCGACGUCUCGCUGUCGACGUUGAUGACGACCACAGCCGAAUGCGCCGAUAGACAUAUCUUCUCGGAUCGACCGAGUGCAGGUACACUUGAAUCACCGGCAUUUCCCACACCAUAUCGUUCCGGACUUUCAUGUUUGUUCAACAUAUCGACCGUUCCAUCAAAUGUGAUACAUCUCACAUUUCUAUCAUUCGAUCUUGCUGAAAACUACAGAAAUAGUGGUCAAUGCUUGGAAGCUUAUGUAUUGGUCAUCGUCGUGGAUCGACAAGGUAAAGAGCAUAUCGGUAAUCGACUAUGCGGUACGACGGUACCGGCAAAGAUCGAGACCAUGCAACCAACCGUGCAUGUGCAAUUUGUCACUACCGCUCCUGGUCGACAUCAUCGUGGAUUUAGGCUUAGAUAUGAGAUCAUUUCAGAAGCCCUAAUAAAGCAACCCCCUUCAUUUGUUCCGGAUGAUGAGAAAAUGUUCGAACAUCAGUGCGGGGGAGCAACAACUCCUGGCCAAUUAACAGGUGAAAUCGUGUCACCUGGUUAUCCUGACACGUAUCCACGUAACGUCACCUGCUAUUGGUUGAUUCGGGUCGAGCCACGACAAAGAGUCUACAUCCGUUUAGCACAUCUUCACCUUUCUGCUACCAUCGCGGAGUGUGAGCGAGCGUCGUUAUCGAUCAUUGAUGGCUAUAAGCACGACGGAAAUGUGGUUAAGAAGGACAUUAGUGCUGACGCAUCCGAAGCACGGUUUUGUGGUAGUCAGCUGUACUAUAUGGAAGAAGGCAUGAAGAGUUACUUGUCCAGUGCUAACCGAUUGCUUGUAAGAUUGAACACCAAGGAUAGGCCAUCGUUAUCCACUGCUGGUCAACGAGUUGGAUUCAAGUUGGUGUGGACGGCCGUAGAAGGUCUCUUUGAUGAAACUCCACCUGGCUCAUCAGCUCUGUCGACAUCGAAACGCAAAGAGGAUUCGGAUUCGAUUCACUACGGGACCUGCACCGAAUUUACUUGCAAAGGGGGCCAAAUAUGCGUAGAGCAGGAUCAAGGUGUUUGCGUGACGCGACCGCAGCUCUGUAUACAUUCAUCGCUGGUCUGCAAUGGUGUGCAAAAUUGCGUCGAAGGAGAUUACAGCGAUGAACAACAUUGUUACUCCCGUGAGAUUAUCGCUGGUUCGGUGGCUGGUUUUGUGGGACUCCUGAUCGUUGUGUGCAUAUGCGUUUGCUGCGACCAAGUCCGUAAAAGACGACGAUUACGGAAAAUGAUGCGUGAGCGACGUGCGGUAGCGAACGGCAAGACGCAACGCGCACUUCGCACCGAUGUCUACCUGAAUCAUGACGCUGGCGGCUUGGAUCGCGGCGAUCGAAGGCAGCGAUCCUUUGAUCAACUCGAUCGCAUGCCGCGAUUCUCGCGCAGCGACUUGGACUCUCUGCCGCCAAUGCGACUGAAUCGUGGACUUCCACCACGUGCACCUCGAUGA